AUGUAUUGUUUCCCUUUGCUGAAUUAUUUACCCACACAGUCGAACUUUGCUACAUUGGACGAAAGCACGGGGGUUAUCGUCAGCAGGAGGGCGGAUAGGCACUUUGAGGAGGAAGGCCCAAUCCUCUGUGCUGCAUUAGAUGGGAUGAAGCUUCCAUCGUUUCCCGAAUAUGAAGUGAGAGUCAGGUACGCUACUGAGCACAGAUGUGGUGUGGUUGUCAAAGGACCAAGGCUAAGUGGAAACAUUUCCGGAACUGAUCCGUUGAAAGACAACCGCUUGCAUCUAAAGGCUGAACCUUUGGAUGAUUCGGAAGAAGCCAAAAACACCGCAGCUUUGGUUAACGAGCUCUCUAAGGAGAUCACGCGUAUACUGGUUUCUCAACCCAUCAAUGCAAAGCGUGCAGUCGAGGGGAAGAAUAUUGCUAAUGUUGUGCUAUUGCGAGGCUGUGGUAUCCGGAUUGAGGUACCUCCCUUUGAAACCAAGCAUGGACUCACGCCGUGCAUGGUAGCUCCUACCAAGAUCAUAGCCGGGCUGGGGCUGUCAUUGGGCAUUGAUAUCCUUGAAGCACCUGGAGCAACUGGAGAUUAUAGAACUCUCUUAACUUCCAAGGCAAAAGCUAUAGCCAAGGCACUCUCUGCUCCUCUGGACACGCCACCUCGUGUUUUUGUGCCUGGAGAGGAUGAAUAUAAAGCCGGAAGAGAAGACGGAUAUGACUUUGGUUUCUUGCACAUCAAGGCUAUUGAUGAUGCUGGCCAUGACAAGGCUGUCAAGUUAAAGGUGCGAGGCCUGGAAGCUGUUGACCGGGCUAUUGGUCAGCUUGCAAGGCUCCUGUGGGAAGCUGAGAAGUCCGGGCAGUACCAGUACUUCCUCUGUGUCACUGGAGACCACUCUACUCCGGUUGAGUACGGAGACCACAGCUUCGAACCUGUCCCGUUUGCGAUAUGCCGGCUGAGAGAUUUUGUGGGAGCAAUUGGGGAGGACAAUGUGAUGAACACCCCCCUCGACGAUUUCCCACUGCCUUCGGUUAAGUCCGGAGAAGAUUUAACCGAUGAUUCAGAACCAGCGGAACACAAGCCUGAAGAGCGUAAAGCUUUUAGCGGCGAUAAAGUGUGUGAAUACACCGAGAUUGCUGCUGCAAGGGGCUGCCUUGGGCGGUUCCCUGGAAGUGAGAUGAUGGGCAUCAUCAAGAAGUUCAUGAAAGCAAAGAAUGAUUAA
This is a messenger RNA of Triticum turgidum subsp. durum (durum wheat), 1215 nucleotides long. The record is from the annotation of a GenBank genome assembly. Lineage: Eukaryota; Viridiplantae; Streptophyta; Magnoliopsida; Poales; Poaceae.